Messenger RNA from Astyanax mexicanus (Mexican tetra), 1760 nucleotides. RefSeq lists its product as uncharacterized. Bases 318 to 1634 code for a protein of 438 amino acids. The transcript is spliced from 16 exons. The record is from RefSeq and is a predicted model, not a curated record. Gene Ontology annotation, molecular function: protein binding. NCBI's taxonomy places the organism in Eukaryota, Metazoa, Chordata, Actinopteri, Characiformes, Acestrorhamphidae.
GUGUGUGUGUGUGUGUGUGUGUGUGUGUGUGUGUGUGUGCGUAGCUGUAGGUUUGUUUGUGUGUAAGGGGGAUGGUGUGCGUAGGUGUGUGUGUAGAGGUGACUGUGUGUGUGUGUGUUUGUUUGUGUAUAUGUGUGAAGUAAUGCCAGUGUGAGGUGUGUAGGUGUGCGUAGCUGUGUGUAGGUUUGUGUUGCUGUGUGUGUGUGUAAAGGGGAUGCUGGGUGUAGGUUUGUGUAAAGGGUGCAGUGUGGGAAUGCUGGGUUAUUGGUGCCAGCCUCACCCAUGCACUGGGCUCUGACUCAGACUGGCACAGAGACAUGCCCCCCAAACACCCCCUGAUCCACAGCCUGAAGGUGUGUAUUGUGCAGCUGCAGGCUGAAGGUUCAGUAACAGACUCCAGUGCUCAGUUGUCGUCGUGUUGUGAGCUGCUGGAGCUGAUCCUGCGCUCCGGUCUUCAGCAGCCGGUGUUGAGUUUAUCACAGAGGGAUUACUGGCACUGUUUUGAGCAGCUGCUUCAGUACGACACCUGCGGCAGGUUGAGUGUGGUAUCGUUAGCGGUGCAGCAAACCGCUGCCUGCCCCAAGCUCCUCACCGCUCAGGGGCGCGGACGCUACUUCAUACGGCUAAUGCUGACCAGGAGAACUCUGGGAAAUGUAGUCAAACAUCUGCUGCACACUGACAGAGUGAUGGAGUUUUACACUCCGGAUGUUUCUGUACUGAGGAAUGAAGAAUUCGUAGAACCGUUUCUCUCGCUGUGUCUGAUUCUGUCUGAGAUGGAGUUUAAGCUUAAUUUACAGAACUGUAGCUUCCUGGACGAGAGCUGGCUGCUUCCUGUGUGUGAGACGUAUGAGGCGGUGCCGUGCCGUGAGCUGGGGAUGGUGCUCAGGUAUCUGGGUGGGCGUGUGUUUGUAUUGGAGGUGCUGCAGGGGGGCGUGGCUCAGGUGGAUAAGUUUGCGGAGCCUGGAGAUAUUAUAGAUGAGAUUAACGGAACAUCACUGAGGAACUCCAGUAACGGGCAGGCGGGGUCACUGCUGUCCAGACUGAAGGGCCAGCCGUUAACCCUCCGGCUGCUGAGGUGGAGGUGUGAGGACGGGAGCGUGUAUCGCCCUCUAGUGCCAUUCUUACGCCUCCUGAAACAGGAAAACCCAGCUCUGGGGUUCGGCUCGCGGCCCGAUCCUGAAGCCCAGCACCCCGCCCAGAACCAGUGUGUGAGAGAGGGCCGGAUCCUGUACGCUCUGCAGCUUCUAGGAAAAACCAACAUAGGAAUGUAUGGAGGGAAGGAGGUGCUGCAGCAUGCGAUUCCCGCCGUGCUGAAAUCCGGGCAGAACACCAAGGAGGUUCUGCUGGACGUAAAGGAGACCCACCUGACCUGCACUGAUAGGUCCAGUAAGCAGCAGCUGUUCCAGCAUCACUUUCCUGAGAUAUCGUGUGUGGGGAGGUUCGGGCAGCCGGACUUCACCGUCUUCGCGUUUUGUGUUGUAGAUGCUCCGGAUGUGGGCCGGCCCGCAGGGUUCUGCUGUGUGGUUCUGCAGGCAGCGUCCAGCGGCGAGUGUGAGGAAAUCGUGCACCGUAUCGGUGAGCAGCGUCGUACCUCGUAUCUCCGCUGUGUGCUCAGUAAGGAUCUGUUGUUCUGAUGUUUUGAUGUUUUGUUGUUUUGUUUCUGCAGCUGCUGGAUUUAAGAGCACAGAGUGGUUUGUAUGAGAUCAGAACAGCUGCGGCGCCGGGAGCUUCUGAUUAGUCACUGCCGGCCUAUCAGUGUC